Messenger RNA from Ictidomys tridecemlineatus (thirteen-lined ground squirrel), 2590 nucleotides. Lineage: Eukaryota; Metazoa; Chordata; Mammalia; Rodentia; Sciuridae. The record is from RefSeq and is a predicted model, not a curated record.
AGAUUUAUUCAGGAGAUUGAGCAUGCCCUGGGGCUUGGCCCAGCCAAACAGUGCCCUCUUCGAGAGUUUCUCACCAUGUACAUCAAAAACAUCUUCCUCAGUCAGGUCUUGGCUGAGAUCAACAAGGAGAUUGAAGGAGUCACUAAAACAUCUGACCCCUUGAAGAUCCUCGCUAAUGCAGACACCAUGAAGGUGUUGGGGGUGCAGCGGCCUCUCCUACAGAGCACUAUCAUCGUGGAGAAGACAGUGCAAGACCUCAUGAACCUGAUGCAUGACUUGAGUGCAUAUUCAGAUCAGUUCCUCAACAUGGUGUGUGUGAAGCUCCAGGAGUACAAGGACACCUGCUCUGCAGCCUACAGGGGCAUUGUCCAGUCAGAAGAAAAACUUGUCAUCAGUGCAUCUUGGGCAAAAGAUGAUGAUAUCAGCAGACUCUUGAAAUCACUACCAAACUGGAUCAAUAUGGCUCAGCCCAAACAGCUGAGGCCAAAGAGAGAAGAGGAAGAAGAUUUCAUAAGGGCCGCCUUUGGCAAGGAGUCCGAAGUUCUCAUUGGGAACCUGGGUGAUAAGUUAAUCCCUCCACAAGACAUUCUGCGUGACGUCAGUGACCUCAAAGCCUUGGCAAACAUGCAUGAAAGCCUGGAAUGGUUGGCAGGCCGAACAAAGUCAGCUUUCUCCAAUCUGUCUACAUCCCAGAUGCUUUCUCCUGCUCAAGAGAGUCACGUGAACAUGGACCUUCCCCCAGUGUCCGAGCAGAUCAUGCAGACUCUAAGUGAACUCGCCAAGUCCUUCCAGGAUAUGGCCGACCGCUGCUUGCUAGUCUUGCAUCUGGAAGUGAGAGUUCACUGUUUCCACUAUCUCAUCCCUCUGGCAAAGGAGGGGAACUAUGCCAUUGUCGCCAACGUGGAGAGUAUGGAUUAUGACCCUCUGGUGGUCAAGCUCAACAAAGACAUAAGUGCCAUCGAAGAGGCCAUGAGCGCCAGCCUUCAGCAGCACAAGUUCCAGUAUAUCUUUGAAGGCCUGGGACACCUCAUUUCCUGCAUUCUCAUUAAUGGAGCCCAGUACUUCAGGCGUAUCAGUGAGUCUGGCAUCAAGAAAAUGUGCAGGAACAUUUUUGUUCUUCAGCAGAAUCUGACCAAUAUCACCAUGUCCCGGGAGGCAGACCUGGAUUUUGCAAGGCAGUACUACGAGAUGCUCUACAACACGGCCGACGAGCUCCUGAACCUGGUGGUGGACCAGGGCGUCAAGUACACGGAGCUCGAGUACAUCCACGCCCUCACCCUGCUGCACCGCAGUCAGACCGGCGUCGGGGACCAGAGCACCCAGAACACGCGGCUGCAGCGGCUCAAGGAGAUCAUCUGCGAGCAGGCGGCCAUCAAGCAGGCCACCAAGGACAAGAAAAUAACCACGGUGUAGGGGCCCUUCCCUCCGCCAGACCCGCGCCCCCUUCAGCUUAGUUUGUCCUCACUGAGAGCUAGCAGAAGCCGGGCUGAGGGCUUUUUCUUUAGUCUUGGUUUUCCACAGGAACUCCAAAGGAAGUUUGCAGUACCCAUGUCGCCAGGUAACAGGGAUUUUAACGCAUUCUGUUCUGCAGGGGCUGGGGAGGGACAGGGGGAGGGCACAUCAAGCUGUUACAAGCUGAAAAACAAAAGAAUGAAUUUGUGACACUCAGUAAUGUCUGAUUACCAGCAUGUAAACUUCCACCUUGGGAAGUAGACUGCCACCUAAGUUUUAGUCCCUUUCUACAACCACUUAAUGGGGUUCUCCGACAUGAACAAAAAGAUUUUUAUCCCCUUUAGAGCCUGAUGAAAUAAGUGUAUGCUCACUGCUUUCUGACUCUGUUGCCAAAAUUAAAUAAGUGGCUUCUCAGCUGGCUGUGACUUCCAACAAAUUUCCCCCACCCAAACAGGAACUCUCCAGGGUUAGAAACAAAUGCCCUUUAUCCACAUGGCUGAGCAAACUUGUAUGCUGUAGCUUGUACACGGGGUAUUGGUUGGUUUGUUGCCUUUUUCUUUUAUUUUAUUAAAAAAAAACCAUAAAAUUAGUGACAAAUCUGGAAGAAUGAAAGGCAAUUCAACCCUCUGCCUGGUUUUCUCCUCUAAUUUCCAAGAGAAAAUAAGGGUUAGAGAAUGUUCCUUCUCACUCAAAAUUUGGGGGAUAGUGAUCCUGAGGUCCUCACUUGUCCUCCUGCCAGCACCUCAGUCUUUCUCACCUCAGAAAGCAGCCCAGGUCUGCUCAGCUGAGUGCCAGGACCAUGAGACAGCUGUGACCUUUCUCCUCUGUGCAGCCACCUGAGCCUGUUUCUAAUUGCUGUUCUGUGGCAUGGGUGGGCACUCCCUGUGUUCCUGGCCCACUGGACCAGACCUUACCAUUGUCCCCAGGCUCCCAAAUCUUCUGCCUGCCCAUGCCUCGUGUGUCACCAGAGGCCACAGUCACUGACUGGGUGCAUAUUGAACACAUAAGAGCCAGAAGGACUUGAAUGUGCAGGGUCUCUCACCUUGUGCCCUGGCGUGGGGAGCUUUAUGCCUGUUUGUAACAACUUUGGUCUUGAUGGAAUAAACAGAAAAUUAAAAGAUGGUUUGAGAAGCUUAAA